Messenger RNA from Anolis sagrei ordinatus, 3210 nucleotides. NCBI's taxonomy places the organism in Eukaryota, Metazoa, Chordata, Lepidosauria, Squamata, Anolidae. The record is from RefSeq and is a predicted model, not a curated record.
AUGGCCGAACUGCCGGUGACCGACCGGACCCUGGACCUGUCCCGCUCCAACGGCCGCUUCACCAUCAGCACCCUGAUCGGCACCGAGGACAGCAACCGAGGGCCUUACGUCCAAGGCGACACAGCCGUCUACGACACCAGCCAAGGCAACCACCUCACCCACAACAACACCUUCUACCUGCGGACCUUUGGCUACAACACCGUCGAUGUCGUGCCCACCUAUGAGAACUACGCCAACACCAAGAUCUCCGGGGAAUGCAAGAAGCCCCGGCCCACCCUCGCCGACCUACACUCCUUCCUCAAGCAAGAAACGUUCCACCGUCACUCACCGGGGUACGAACCCCAUCGAAGUGAUAGUUUCAAUGAAGGAGGGAAUGAUGAUGCCGCUAUUGAUGGGGACAAGAAACCCGAAGGAGAGCCGGUCCGGUUUGGAUGGGUCAAAGGAGUGAUGAUCCGUUGCAUGCUCAAUAUCUGGGGCGUCAUUCUGUACCUUCGUCUUCCUUGGAUCACAGCGCAAGCCGGAAUAGCGUUGACGUGGGUCAUCAUAUUGAUGUCUGUGACGGUGACCACCAUCACGGGGUUGUCCAUUUCGGCCAUCUCCACCAACGGCAAGGUGAAAUCAGGUGGGACGUAUUUCCUCAUCUCGAGGAGCCUUGGACCUGAGCUGGGUGGCUCCAUCGGCCUCAUCUUUGCCUUCGCCAAUGCCGUGGCCGUGGCCAUGCACACCGUGGGCUUUGCCGAAACCGUGCGGGAUUUACUGCUCGAAUACGACUCAACCAUUGUGGAUCCCACGAACGACAUCCGCAUCGUCGGGAUCAUCACAGUGACGGUGCUUCUUGGAGUUUCCUUGGCUGGGAUGGAGUGGGAGGCCAAGGCGCAGGUUCUCUUCUUCAUUGUCAUCAUGAUCUCCUUCGUAAACUAUCUGGUGGGGACAGUCAUUCCAGCGAGUCAAGAGAAGCAAGCCAAAGGGUUCUUCAGUUAUAGAGGGGAUAUUUUUGCCCAGAACUUUGUCCCCAACUGGCGUGGACCUGACGGCAGCUUCUUUGGCUUGUUUUCCAUCUUUUUCCCAUCGGCCACCGGCAUCUUGGCAGGAGCCAACAUUUCGGGCGACUUGAAGGAUCCGGCGGUGGCAAUUCCUAAAGGGACCCUCAUGGCUAUUUUCUGGACAACCAUAUCCUAUUUGGUGCUUUCUGCUACAAUUGGUUCUUGUGUGGUCCGUGACGCAUCGGGGAACGUGAAUGACACACUCGCCAUGGAUUCGAUGGGCUGUGAAGGCAUCGCUUGUGGCCUCGGCUGGAACUUCACCGAAUGCGCCCAGAGCCAGAGCUGCCGCUAUGGGCUCAUCAACCAUUACCAGGCCAUGAGCAUGGUGUCUGGAUUCGCACCAUUGAUCACCGCGGGGAUUUUUGGGGCCACCCUCUCCUCUGCUCUGGCUUGCCUGGUCUCCGCACCCAAAGUGUUUCAGUGCCUUUGCAAGGACCAACUCUACCCUGCCAUUGGCUUUUUCGGGAAGGGCUAUGGAAAAAACAAUGAACCGAUCCGGGGCUAUGUGCUGACGUACUUUAUCGCAGUGGGCUUCAUCCUUAUUGCGGAAUUGAAUGCCAUUGCUCCCAUCAUCUCCAACUUCUUCCUCUGCUCCUAUGCGCUCAUCAACUUCAGCUGCUUCCAUGCCUCCAUUACCAAUUCGCCAGGUUGGAGGCCCUCCUUCCGGUAUUACAGCAAAUGGGCAGCUCUCUUUGGGGCCGUCAUCUCAGUGGUCAUCAUGUUCUUGCUCACCUGGUGGGCCGCCCUCAUUGCCAUUGGAAUUGUGGUUUUCUUGCUGGGAUACGUGCUCUACAAGAAGCCUGUUGUGAAUUGGGGCUCCUCGGUGCAAGCUGGUUCCUACAACAUGGCUCUGAACUAUUCUGUUGGACUUAAUGAGGUGGAUGACCACAUUAAAAACUACAGACCUCAGUGUCUGGUCCUGACUGGCCCUCCCAAUUUCCGUCCAGCUCUGGUGGAUUUCGUGGGCACCUUCACCAAAAACGUUAGCCUGAUGAUCUGCGGAAAUGUGUUGGUUGGGCCAUGCAAACAGGUCCUCCCGGAGCUCCGGCUCGCUUCCAAGGGCCAUGUCAAGUGGCUGACCAAGCGGAAGAUCAAGUCUUUCUACACAGAGGUCUUGGCGGAGGACUUGAGGGCCGGCGUGCAAAUCCUGAUGCAGGCCUCGGGUCUUGGGAGAAUGAAACCCAACGUCCUCGUGCUUGGAUACAAGAAGAACUGGCAGUCAGCUCAUCCACAGACAGUAGAAGAAUACAUUGGGAUCCUCCACGAUGCCUUUGACUUCAAAUUCGGGGUGUGCAUGAUGCGGAUGAAAGAGGGGCUCAACGUGUCGCGGCUCAUGCAAGCGCACAUCAAUCCCGUUUUUGAGCCCACGGAGGAUCCGGAAAAGAACGGCAACACGCCAUCGGUAGCCGGCACAUUGGAUCCGGAUGCUUUGGUGGCAGAGCAGCAAGCAAGCACCCUUUUCCAAAUCGUACAGGACAAAAAAACCAUCGACAUAUAUUGGCUGUUUGAUGAUGGAGGCCUGACACUGCUCAUCCCAUACCUCCUCAGCCGCAAGAAGAGAUGGGGGAAAUGCAAGAUCCGGGUUUUUGUUGGCGGGCAGAUCAAUAGGAUGGAUGAAGAACGGAAAGCGAUCAUCUCUCUGCUCAGCAAAUUCCGACUCGGGUUCCACGAAGUCCACAUCCUUCCAGACAUCAACCAGAAGCCCCGGCCUGAACACGUGAAAAGAUUCGAGGACUUGAUUGCCCCGUUCAGACUGAACGACGGCUUCAAAGACGAGGCUGCGGUCAACGAGAUGAGGCACGGCUGCCCCUGGAAGAUUUCGGACGAGGAGGAGGCCAAGAACAAGGCCAAGUCCCUUCGUCAAGUGCGGAUGAAUGAGAUCUUGCUGGAUUUCUCCAGGGAUGCUGCUAUUGUCUUCAUCACGCUUCCCAUUGGCAGAAAGGGGAGAUGCCCCAGCAGCCUCUACAUGGCUUGGUUGGAGACCCUUUCACAGGACCUGAGACCUCCGGUCGUCUUGGUCCGAGGCAACCAGGAAAACGUCUUGACCUUUUAUUGCCAAUAGAACAAAACUGGACCAUUUUUCCUUGAAGCCGGAGCAUCCGGAGGUGCAAUUUGGGCUGAAAAUCAAAGACUAAUAAUGGUGGGAAGAACGACUAUUCUUGGUGAC